UUAAAAUGAUUUCAGCUCUGUUGAUUUGUGCAGUCUACCACAUUACAUUACUACGCUACAAACGUGUGCGGAAACCAUGGAUUAUGGAAGAGUCUUUCUUCGGGCCUUUGGACUGGGAUUUCUCUGUUUAACCAUAAGUUCAACGGCCCAGCAUUAUCAGUGUGCAUGGAAGUUGAUGCAACCAAGAAGGCAUCGUUGCACUGGUUAUUAUUUUACGGAGAUUUUACAGGUGCAUGGAAGUUGAUGCAACCAAGAAGACAUCGUUGCACUGGUUAUUAUUUUACGGAGAGAAAAAUGAGACCUUAAUUUUGUUUUUGGCAUUCCUGUUCUUAGCAGUGCAUCGAACCGAAGAAACAUCGUUUACACUUACCGGUAUAUUCUACGAAACUGAUAGAAAUUUCGUGCAUCUUGCACUUUUGCAUUGUAUCAGUGGUAUUUUCUGGGGUGUCAAUUUGGUUUUACCACAUUUUACAAGCCGUUUAUAUAUUUUGGGGUGGGUCACCAUAAGUUCGUAACGGUAAAGCAUGGCGCUGGUAUUUCGGGGAGGACUUCUACAUCGGAGAGGGUCACUAACUGAGGCAAUACGAAAAUUUGGCGUGCCAACAAACGACAUUCUCCAAUUUACGACACAUCUGAUGGAUAUAACAUCCCUAAAAAGUUUUUAACCGGCAGUUACCCCACAAACUCAAACCCCCAAUCGGUGGCACGUGAUUUGAAAACCUGUAUUCCAUGUGGUUAAUCAUUAAUAAAAAUUACCAUGACGCGCUCAUCGAUUUCGUUAUCGUGGAAGAUACGACCGGCUCACACAAUACAGAAUGCCGUGCGUUUUCGGGAUACGUGAGCAAUAAUUUUACUUGUGAUACGGACGGAACGACGGAUCGUGUGAAUUGUCCGUCCGAAACUGUUGUUUCUACACCAGACCCCAACCCGGCAACCGGGCGACAGUGCAGAAACCAGUCAACCACGCUGACAUGGGCUUGGAAUACAACGACCUUUCGACCAACCGUGACGGCCGCUGUAGCGAAUACCACCACUUUUCGGCCGCCCACCACUAGUACGACUGCUCCAGCGGUAAUCCCGUCUUAUCUGGCUAAUCCGUUGAACAUCACCUGCCGUCUUGGACGAAUCAACCUCCCGGAACCGGAUCUGGAUCUGGCGGACGCGGUGACGACCGUGUUUGACGGUGACAACACCCUCAAUUGCCGCGUGAUACUGCACGAUCUGCAUUCGUGGAUUGUGGCGAAAACCGAUGUGUCCCGACAGAAACGAGCAUCGUUCUACGAACCCAUUAAAGUAGAGUGUACACGGGGGAGCUUGACCGUAUCGAAUGUGGACCCCGGCACAUCGGAAUCAACGGGUUUUGUCUUCCGCACCGGUGCAUCCAAAAACUGCAUCGAUACUUAUAGAAAAUUCUUGGACUAUGUGACUGGUUUUGCGGGGAAUCGGGUUGGGUAGUUUGUCGAUGACCACGAUUUGUCCAAUGCAACAUCCGUUCGGAGUGACAGUUAUCAACACUUCGAUGACUUCCACAUUUGCUAACAACACCGGUCAACUGAAGUAUUUAUUUUAAACGUAAUGUGAUUUGUCCGUGAUUCCUUCCUUUGGAGAUUUGCAAAUUUAAAAUCACAGAA
Messenger RNA from Paramacrobiotus metropolitanus, 1631 nucleotides. RefSeq lists its product as uncharacterized. The coding region runs from base 730 to 1455 and encodes 241 amino acids. NCBI's taxonomy places the organism in Eukaryota, Metazoa, Tardigrada, Eutardigrada, Parachela, Macrobiotidae. The record is from RefSeq and is a predicted model, not a curated record. The transcript has 5 exons.